ACCACGGAACUAGCUUAUAAACUUAAUCAGCCAUAUUGUUUGUGCUGUCCCGCUUUCUUCUCGGCCAGCUGUAGUCCGUCUUUAUUUCUGCCCUUCGUUCACAACUACAGGUGCCACCAUGUCCACUGAAAAAUGUUUUGCUAAUGGUAGCGCUGCACCUGGUCCAGUGCCCAAAGGCCUUAUCAGACUAUACAGCAUGAGGUUCUGCCCUUUUGCCCAGAGGACCAGAUUAGUGUUGAAUUCCAAAGGAAUCAAAUACGACACCGUCAACAUCAACCUGAGAGACAAACCAGAUUGGUUUCUUGAGAAGAAUCCUCUUGGUCUUGUCCCAACUCUGGAGACACCUGCUGGUGAGGUGAUAUAUGAGUCGUCCAUCACCGGUGAAUACCUGGAUGAAGUUUACCCUGAAAAGAAGCUGCUUCCUUCCUCUCCCUUUGCUAAAGCUCAACAAAAGAUGAUGCUGGAGCAUUUUUCCAAAGUGACACCAUACUUCUACAAGAUUCCGACAGGGAGAAAGAACGGUGAGGAUGUCUCCGGACUGGAAGCUGAACUGAAAGAAAAGCUUGCCAAAUUAAAUGAGGAGCUCGUUAACAAGAAGACCAAGUUCUUUGGUGGUGAUUCCAUAACAAUGAUUGACUACAUGAUGUGGCCGUGGUUUGAGAGGCUGGAGGUCUUAGAGCUGCAACAAUGUCUAGACAGCACACCUGAGCUGAAGAAGUGGACAGAGCUCAUGUUGGAGGAUCCUGCUGUCAAAGCCAGCACGUACAGCACAGACACCUACAAGGCCUUCUACAAAAGCUACAUGGAUGGGAAACCUGACUAUGACUAUGGUCUAUAGAAAGUUAGCACUGAGAGUACUGAACAACCUUCAGCCGUCCUUUUAUGUUGCUGUCAUGAGUCGGGUAUGUGUCAAAACUCUGAUGGGACAUAUGAAGGGAAACCUCUGAAGAACAAAUUUGAAUCCUUUUGCAAAUAAAAAAAAAAAAAAAAAAAAAA
Messenger RNA from Archocentrus centrarchus (flier cichlid), 996 nucleotides. RefSeq names its product glutathione S-transferase omega-1-like. The transcript is spliced from 6 exons. Gene Ontology annotation, biological process: glutathione metabolic process. The record is from RefSeq and is a predicted model, not a curated record. The coding region runs from base 119 to 838 and encodes 239 amino acids. Gene Ontology annotation, cellular component: cytoplasm. Gene Ontology annotation, molecular function: glutathione transferase activity; glutathione dehydrogenase (ascorbate) activity. Lineage: Eukaryota; Metazoa; Chordata; Actinopteri; Cichliformes; Cichlidae.